AUGUCGACGGGGGGACCGUCCCUGAGUGUGGAUCUCACUCCGCCUGUCAAUGGACACCACAGCUAUGGCCAUACUCGUCGCGGCCACUCUCGAUCGAAUCGCUGGGCGCAACCUCCGCCUCCCAUCCCACAGCCGGCCAACAGCCUCCCCCAACCUGAAACCAAUGGGUUGAAUUCAAGCUAUUCAUACGGACAUGCGCAUCAAUUGUCGAACGGCCAUACACACUCGCAUUCAAGCGCCCACCAUGAUCACCAUGAUCACUCACACGCACACUACGAUCAUGGCCAUCAUCACGAUCACGAUCACGAUCAUCAUGACCAUGACCAUGACCACCAUAGCCACCAUGGUCAUACCCAUAGUGUGUCUUCGGUUCAUAAUGAUGCGCCACAUAACCACGAUUCGAAAAGCGCUCAUGGAUUUAUACCAGUCGAUACAACAAUCAAGGCGGAUUCUAACCCCGAUCAAAUCCAUGAGAUAUUCACUAGCGCUCUCAUUGUGUUGCCUUGGAUUGUGCUAUCUUGGCACAACAGGCAGAGCGUGCAAACGCCUGGAUCGACUCCUACAGAAACCGCAAAAGUGCCUAUUCCCAUUGUAUCUGUCGGACAAGUCGGACAGAAAACAUGCAUUUUAACUGCAAUCACGCUGGUUUUGUUCGGUUGUGGUCAGCUCCUACGAAUCAAUCUCCAGAAGACUGGAUCAUUGGGAGCAUCGUCCAUCAAAUUUCCAGCAGUGAAUGCGAAGGCCGUUCAAGCUUCUCUUUCACAGAUCGUUUCGGUGGCACUGCCGAUUUUUGCAGCGCUGAAAAUUGGUGGCUUCUUAGUUGCCUUUGCGCUCCUCCUUGCGACUGCAACAGGAGUACCGACUAUCAUCAAUGGGAACCCACGCGCCCAGGAGCGAUACAGUAAAAAGAAACUGUCCAUUGCUCUUCUUGCACUGGCCAUCGCGACAAGUUCCUUGGGGCUGAAUUAUCCCUGGGACCCGUCUCCUUUCUUUGGAUAUGUCGCGCUCUUGGUAUCUAUUUUCAUUAUCGCUCCCCCAUUCCCUUUUCUUCGCCAACAUGGUCCUAUCCCCGAGCCGGGUCUUGUUGCACUGCAAGGAAAGUCUUCGGACCUGAGCCAGUCUUCCGUCGUGGCUACAACCGAUGCGCCAUUGGCUGUCAUAUCCGGAUCCUCUCUUGCACUGUUCACUCUGAUUUUCACUCGAGGGAUCGGCUUCGGCAUGUCAGAUGUAAUAUACCUCCUCGUCCCUACGGGUCUCUUUGCACUUUCUCUCAUGGCCUCUCUGCCCGAGGGUCUUCGAUCUUCCAACAAAAUCGGGCUCGCCAUCUGUGCUGGAGCUGCAGCUCUUCUAUGCUCUCCUCAUAUGCAGGAUGAUCUCCUUGUACUAUAUGCCGCGCGUGGGAUCUUAGCAACAGCCUCGUUCUUUGCUUCUCGAAUGGAUGAUGGCCAUUUGCAUUCCGAUUCCCACGCACACAAUCACACAAGCCACAGCCACAGCCACAGCCAUUCGCACGCCACUGUCGAAGCGUCGCAGAAGGAUUCCCGCAGCAUCUUCUACUUCAUGUGUCUAAACUUUACAUUUAUGCUUGUCCAACUGUCAUAUGGCUUCCUGACUGGAUCAUUGGGUUUGCUUAGUGACAGUAUUCACAUGUUCUUCGAUUGUCUCGCGCUUGUGGUCGGUUUGUGCGCUGCUGUCAUGAGCAAAUGGGCUCCCAAUGCUCGGUUCCCUUACGGCUAUGGGAAAGUCGACACUUUGUCUGGAUUUGCCAACGGCAUCUUUCUCAUGAUUAUAAGCGUGGAGAUCAUUUACGAAGCGGUGGAACGGCUGUCAUCAGGAAGCGAGAUGCAACGUAUCGGGGAGCUGUUGGUUGUUAGCAUUGCUGGUUUGGCUGUCAAUCUCGUCGGUAUCUUCAGCUUUGAGCAUGGUCAUCAUCAUGGCCACGAUCACGGACACGACCACUCUCAUGGCAAUGAGAACAUGCACGGCAUCUUCUUGCACAUUCUUGCCGAUACGCUUGGGUCGGUGGCUGUCGUGAUAUCGACCAUUCUUGUGCACUAUUCUGGCUGGUCGGGCUACGAUCCCUUGGCAUCGUGCUUUAUUGCCAUAUUGAUCUUCGCCUCGGCGGUUCCCCUGGUCACGAGCACCGCCAAAUCCUUGCUGCUCACUCUACCAGCCGAUACCGAAUAUAAUGUCCGUGAAACCUUAGCGGGUGUCAGCACCUUGAGGGGCGUGGUCAGUUAUACAGUACCCAAAUUCUGGCUCGAUGAUACCGGGACGACGUCAGAGCACAGCCAUUCGCAUGACCACUCCGGUCAUGGCGAAUGUGGACAUCAACACGGUCAUAGUCACAGCCCCCAUCAUAACCAUGACCCUGACCACGGCCAUUCCCAUACGCCCAGCCAUUCUCAUGAACACGACCAUGUUCAUGAGCAUGACCACGAGCACGAGCACGAGAAAAAGCCGCAAAAUAUCUUCGGUGUGAUCCAUGUCAUUGCGUCUCGCGGUGCAGAUUUAGAAGAUGUGCGUCAACGGACCGUCGACUACCUCCGUGAGAAAAACAUGGAUAUUCUGGUUCAAGUUGAGCGCGAUGGAGAUGCACGCUGUUGGUGUGGUGGCGGAAGCAAGGGCUUGUAA
Molecule: messenger RNA, 2634 nt
Organism: Penicillium arizonense
Lineage: Eukaryota; Fungi; Ascomycota; Eurotiomycetes; Eurotiales; Aspergillaceae
Product: metal cation transporter MSC2
Exons: 5
Coding region: 1-2634 (877 amino acids)
Biological process (GO): intracellular zinc ion homeostasis; zinc ion transport; transmembrane transport
Cellular component (GO): Golgi apparatus; membrane
Molecular function (GO): zinc ion transmembrane transporter activity
Source: RefSeq, a predicted model, not a curated record